UUCUUAUUGUCUCUAUUAAGGGGAAGACACUUUGUUAUUGUGUUCUUUGCCGGUAGUUUCAAGUAAAUGAUUGUGGACAUCGGAUGUAGUGUAGGAAUUUCAUUCAUGAAACCUAGCAACUGAAACACAUCGAUCAAACAGCUAGUCGCUGGCUUGGCACGGACGAUGGCGGAAGACAGCAGCGCGGCGGCCGGUGGAGAGCCAGGCGAGCUCGCCACCGAGCCAGGCGAGCUCGCUACCGCGCGCCCGCUGCACGCGCGCUCCUUUAAGCUACGCUUCGCAUCGCAGCGCGAGCAGGGCCGCUCCUACGUCUCCCUCGUCAGACCGCUCGGCCUUCCCGCCACGGUGACGGGCAAGUUCUACGUGCGCGAGCAGCCCAGCAGCGUGGACGACGAGGCCACGCGGCGCGCGCUGCAGCGCAUACAAAGCAUGUUCGGCCGCGGGCCCGCAGACAAGUACGCCGCGCCCGUCACCAGCUCGCACGAGUUCGUAACCGCACUCACCACUCACUACGCAUUCAUGUAACGUUACACUUCAAUUCGCUCACUCGACGAAUGCCACACUCGUGUAAAGCAAUCACGCAAGUCCAGAAUUAGAUACUAAAAUAGUCGUGCAAAACACUUGAAGAGAGUGCAUUUACCGACAACCUCCCACGGACACAUUUUUGAAGCCAUUAAGAAGUAUAGGCCGGUAAACGAGCAGACGGAUCACACGAUGAUAAGCAAUCGGCGCCGCCCAUGAACACCCGAAACAGUACACUAUUAUUGUGGAGUUAUAAGUCUGUUGUCGGCCUUUUAGGAUAAGGAAAUUAGAAACAACGCUUCGGUUGUUUCAUUUCGGUAAGGCCGUGGUUUCAUUCCGGUCGAGCCGGCUCAUUUAUGUCGAAGCAUCAUAGCUCUCCCACACUUAUAACAGUGUUUCGUUUUCGUGUUGCAGAAAUAAUUGUCCGCAUAUUCGUAACGUAUCUUGUAACCCCGUGUGUAGUGAGUUUUUUUUAAGCGGGAAAAUCAUCGAAUGACCUCUCUCGCCUGGGUGAG
Messenger RNA from Spodoptera litura, 1037 nucleotides. RefSeq lists its product as uncharacterized. NCBI's taxonomy places the organism in Eukaryota, Metazoa, Arthropoda, Insecta, Lepidoptera, Noctuidae. The record is from RefSeq and is a predicted model, not a curated record.